AUGGAAAAUGUUUCCAAUAUGGCAUAUCUUACUCUCAGCGGAUAUGUGGAAUUAAACAAGUACAGAUAUGUUUUCUUCACAGUUACUCUCAUUCUGUAUAUUCUUAUCAUCUGUAGCAAUACUGUUCUUAUUUCACUUAUUUAUGCCCACAAAAGCCUCCAUGAGCCCAUGUACAUUUUUAUUGCAGCUUUAUUUGUGAAUGCUCUCUUUGGGACAAGUGCCCUCUACCCAAAACUCCUGAAUGACUUUUUGUCUGACACUCAAGUCAUUUCUUACCCUGCCUGUACAGUCCAAGCUUUUGUAGUUUAUGCAUACGCAACAGCAGAGUUCACACUACUGUCCACAAUGGCUUAUGACCGAUAUAUAUCCAUUUGUAAACCAUUACAAUAUGCAACUAUCAUGAAAAUGUCAACUGUUAAAAAGCUUUUGUUUUUUGCUUGGAUUGUUCCUGCUUUUGAAAUUAGUAUUAUGACCAUGUUGACCAACAGACUUACACUAUGUAAAUUUCAAUUAAACAGAGUUUACUGUGACAACUAUUCAAUUGUAAAGUUAAGUUGUGAGGAUACAACAGUAAAUAAUAUCUAUGGUAUAUUUGUAUUAAUAAUUGCAGUGUUUCCUGCUUUAUUUUUCAUUGUUUUUUCAUACAUUAAAAUACUUGUAAUUUGUCACACAAGUUCAAAGGAAACCAGAAAAAAAGCCUUACAGACAUGUCUGCCACAUCUUUUGGUUUUUAUUAACUUUUCUAUUAAUAGUGUUUUUGAAAUAGUUCAUCAUAGGCUCCAGUCGAAUGUUCCACAUAUUAUCAGAAUGGUAAUGUCAGUAGAAUUUCUAGUUAUUCCUCCACUUUUUAACCCUGUUAUUUAUGGUUUGAAACUACAAGAGAUUGGUAAAAGACUAAGAAAACUUUUCUGCUUUAAAAGUCAGUUGUUGGAGAUUCCAAAUUCUAGUCUAUGA
Molecule: messenger RNA, 954 nt
Organism: Megalops cyprinoides (Indo-Pacific tarpon)
Lineage: Eukaryota; Metazoa; Chordata; Actinopteri; Elopiformes; Megalopidae
Product: olfactory receptor 51I2-like
Exons: 1
Coding region: 1-954 (317 amino acids)
Biological process (GO): G protein-coupled receptor signaling pathway
Cellular component (GO): membrane
Molecular function (GO): olfactory receptor activity; G protein-coupled receptor activity
Source: RefSeq, a predicted model, not a curated record